Messenger RNA from Patiria miniata (bat star), 1488 nucleotides. Its product is annotated as protein phosphatase inhibitor 2-like. The record is from RefSeq and is a predicted model, not a curated record. Bases 68 to 661 code for a protein of 197 amino acids. Lineage: Eukaryota; Metazoa; Echinodermata; Asteroidea; Valvatida; Asterinidae. Gene Ontology annotation, biological process: regulation of signal transduction. Gene Ontology annotation, molecular function: protein phosphatase inhibitor activity. The transcript is spliced from 4 exons.
GGUAAGUCACCAGUGUUUGUAUAUUUGUCAUUCAAUUGCAUUGAUUUCUCUUGACUGCGGCCAAGACAUGGCAGAGAAACUGACGGAAAAUCCCAAAAGAGGCAUUCUGAAGGCCUCGGGACAUUACGAAGAUCCAGCCAACAAGCCUGAAGAUGGCAUCAAGUGGGAUGAGAUGAAUAUUCUGGCCACCUUCCAUCCGGAAGGCAAAGACUACGGCCACAUGAAGGUGGACGAACCGGACACUCCCUACAACAAAUACACGGAUCCGGACGGGGAUGACGCGGACGCCGACCCUCAGAGCGAGAAUGAAGAUGAUAAAGUAUUAGACUCGGGAAAACUUGCCAACAGACUGCAGACAGACACAGAGGACAGGAGAUGGUGGGACAAAGAACCUGGGGAGGAGGACGACGAGAGCGAAGACGAGGACGAGGACGAAAGCUUGAUGUCACCGGAGGCCAAAGAUCUCAAGCGCAAGUUUGAGGUUCAUCGGAAGCAGCACUACGACGAGGCCUCCAAGAUGAAACUGGCCAAGCAACUCAUGGAGCAGGACGAGGAGGAACUCAAGCAGCUGGAGGAGGAAGAAGAACGGGAGCGACUGCGGGCCGGGGAACAGACGAGCAGCAGCCUAGACGAUGCAAACUCCUCAGAGGUCAAUCGCUGAUGGUCGCUCUGGAGAUUUUUCCCCUUGGCAUUGUGGAAACUGCUUUGUUGUGUAUGAUACUAUAAUGGGAGUUUUUAAAACUUAAGGUAUAUCAAAACCCAUGAUGUUAUGCCAAAAUUGAAGAGUAUCAGGCCAAAACUGAAGAGUAUUUCCUUUUUGUUUGGAUUCUUAAUGCUCAUGAAGCAAGCGAUUGAGCCAAAUCUGAGAUGAGGCCCAGAUUUCAAAUACUCUUUGUGUGACCCAGAGUCAUGAGGCAACAUAAUAUAUGAAGUGUUUCAUCAAAACUAUCCUGUUCGUCGCUUUCAGGUACAACCAACAAAAUUAUCAUUAUUAUUAUUAAUUAUUUCUGGUAAUGACACCAAGGAUUCCUCAAAAGGGCCCCAGGUACUGUAGCUCGCAAGCCUGAAGAAACCUGUGGAGAGAAGACAAUGAGAAGAAAUUACAGUUUCAGAGGUGGGAGGAAAACCCCAGAAUGAUACUCUGGGGAAAACCCACGGAAUCAGGUAGGGACUGAAAACCCAAUCCACAUGUUGGCCCAGGCAGGAUUCGAACCCGGGUCACAGCGGUGAAAGGCGAGGAAAGAACCACUCACGAACCUGACUCCUCGUGAAACUGUGACUGGAAUUUUACCCUCAGCAUUGUGGGAAUGUUACAAAUAUUUCCCGUAGAAUAGAUAAAUAUAUUUCCCUAGAAUGUCAAGUCAGAGUUCUACGGAUAGUUGUAUGGAUAUUAACAAGUCUAUUGUGACUAUUUUGUUACACAUACAUAGAUAACGAGACCGGUGUUAUGGUAUCGUAAUUCUAGGGCUGUUUGAAAUAUACCAAAUA